AUGCUAGAAACAUGUUUCUCCUGCAGGUUUCCGCAUGGCAUCGCUCAUCUGGCGCAGUACAUUCACGACCGCGGCCUGAAGCUGGGCAUCUACGGAGACAUGGGCACUCACACCUGCGGCGGAUAUCCAGGAACCACGCUGGACAAGAUCGACACGGACGCGCAGACCUUCGCCGACUGGGGCAUCGACAUGCUGAAGCUGGACGGCUGCUACUCAAACUCAUCCUACCAGGAACAAGGCUACCCAAUGAUGUCAAAGGCCCUGAACGCUACGGGCCGUCCCAUUGGCUACUCCUGCAGUUGGCCCGCCUAUCAGGGUGGCCUCCCGCCGAAAGUGAGUAGAAAGCAGGAAGUGGAAGUGAUGUAG
Molecule: messenger RNA, 366 nt
Organism: Sinocyclocheilus grahami
Lineage: Eukaryota; Metazoa; Chordata; Actinopteri; Cypriniformes; Cyprinidae
Product: alpha-N-acetylgalactosaminidase-like
Exons: 3
Coding region: 1-366 (121 amino acids)
Biological process (GO): glycoside catabolic process; oligosaccharide metabolic process
Cellular component (GO): cytoplasm
Molecular function (GO): alpha-galactosidase activity
Source: RefSeq, a predicted model, not a curated record